Onthophagus taurus is the source of this 1798-nucleotide messenger RNA. RefSeq lists its product as uncharacterized. NCBI's taxonomy places the organism in Eukaryota, Metazoa, Arthropoda, Insecta, Coleoptera, Scarabaeidae. Gene Ontology annotation, molecular function: GTP binding. The record is from RefSeq and is a predicted model, not a curated record.
AACAUUAAGAACGUACUCAUGUCAUUUUAUUUAGGAUUUUUUCGGUACUUUCCCAUUUUAAUUCGUUGAUGAAACAAUAAACGUCGUCGGCAUAAUUCAUUACAAGAUUGAAGUAUUUAGGUGUUGUUCGUUACUCCAGCAUUUCAGUGGCUUAGUUUUGUGCCUUCUAAAAUAAAUAAGUCGAAAAUGGCAUCAAGAAGAGUAAGAAUACUGUUACUGGGACAAACGGGUGUUGGAAAAUCAACGCUUGUAAACAUGUUUGGUAACUAUUUUUCUGAAAAAUCCGUGCAUCAAAUCGCAAAAGGGAGAUGUAAUGUGCUUGUGCCAACCAAAUUUAAUUUAUAUAAGGACGAUAAUUCUAUGGAAACUAUUGAAGUGGGUAAAAGUGAAUUUGAGAUACCCGGAACAGGACAAUCAGCCACUCAAAAACCUUUUAUAUAUACCUUUAAUGAUGAGGAACAUGGGAUUAUCUUGGAGGUUAUUGAUACACCGGGUGUUGGGGAUACUCGAGGACUAGAUUAUGAUACCAUGAAUAGUGAAAUGACUUUAAGUUUAAUUUCUGAAUUGCCUUCAAUAGAUGGAAUUUGUAUUUUACUUAAACCAGAUGUUACACGACUCACACCUGAAUUUGAAGUUUGCCUUAAACAGAUUUUUGAACAAUUAGAUAAAAACAUUAUAAAGAAUACUGUUUUUCUUUAUACACAUGGACGCAUGAGAAAUUUCAAGUGUGCAGACACUGAUGCUUGUCUGAGAAAACUCUUCGCUGAUAUUCAAAAGAUUAAUAGAAACUUUAAUCCUGUUACUAAUGAGAAUACAUUUUUUAUUGAUAAUGAAACAUUUAAAUAUAUAGUUGGUAGUCAACAAGGACAAACUUUUACUAGGCAGGAAAUGACACUUUAUGAAGAAACUUUUAAUAUUUCUAAAAAAAAUAUUAGCAGUUUAAUAAGUUAUAUAUCAAAUUUGAAUCCAGCUCCGAUGCGUGGAGUAGCGAGUAUCAAUGAAGCGAAAAGGGUAAUACGUCGUCUAUUAGAACCACUCAUAAAACUGGUCGUGUUAUAUAAUUAUGCGAUUAUUGAUAUUGAAGAGUACAGAAAAGAAUUGAACAGUUGCCAAAACAACAUCAAUGAGCUUAAGAAUAAUAUGUUCAGAAUUAGACAUAUUCCAAUGGAGGUACAAAAUGAGAACACAAGUAACACAGGCUUUAAUUUAUCCUUUGACUGGAAAAAUAUAUUUAAAAACUUUAACUGGAGAAAUCUUUUUAAACCCUUUAAAUUUAUGGCUAACUUAAUUUUCAAUAACAAAACGUCUAAAACUAUCGAAUUAGUUGAACAAAGAGAAUUGGAUAAGGAUGUUAUUGCCGAAAUUAAAGAUCAAGAAACCGCAAAAAAAGCUGUUCAAACGAAAGUGGAAGAAAUGCAAGGUCUGUGCAGACAAUAUGAAGACGAAAUCAACGAUAUUUUACAAACCAUAGCUACUUUUUCGGCUUUUAUAGAUGGUUUAAAAUGCUUUGUAGGACACGAUGUUUUCAAUGAUUUUAUGGAUACAGUCAUUGAAGAGUAUAAUACCAGAGACAACAAAGUUUUAAUCACCAAAUUAGAGGAGUAUUUAAGGCGUUACAAAUUUAUCAAACAACGAGUUGGCGGCAAUAUAAAGUCCAGUGAUGUAAUGCGUUGUUGCCAAGCAUUGUUUCGUGCUAAACAUACAGGACAUCUGUUUAAAGAGAUUAUUAAUGAGAGCGUUGAUUUUGAAAAAAUCACUUUUAUUUCUUAAUCCACUAAUAAGAUAUAAAAUGUUUUAU